Styela clava is the source of this 3045-nucleotide messenger RNA. Its product is annotated as coronin-1A-like. The record is from RefSeq and is a predicted model, not a curated record. Gene Ontology annotation, biological process: actin filament organization. Lineage: Eukaryota; Metazoa; Chordata; Ascidiacea; Stolidobranchia; Styelidae. Gene Ontology annotation, molecular function: actin filament binding.
AACACCUGUAUUUUAGAUUCCAUACUUCUGCAUUAGUAGUAUUAUCUUGUAAGGAUACUAUUUCUACCUUUUAUUUGUGUUUUGGAAUAUCCUACUGUCAGUCAUGUCUUUCGUUAGAUCGAGCAAAUUUCGUCAUGUGUUUGGAAACAAUACAAAGGCAGAUGGUUGUUAUACUGGAUUCAAACCAGACGGGACCGGAGAUUCGAACUGUGCUGUCAGCAGAAAAUUUUUGGCUUUUAUUAAAAAUUCAAAAAUUUUUGUGAUUGGAUUGGAUAAGACUGGUCGUCAUGAAGAAAACAACAUGCAUUACAUUGAUUGUAAAAACAAGGUUUUGGACGUGGCAUGGUCACCAUUCCAUGAUAAUGUACUUGCUAGCUGUGAAGAAUCAGGACAUGUUAAUAUUUGGACAAUACCUGAAGAUGGACUUGAGGAUGUGAUGUCCGAACCAUCGUAUCAUUUCUCAAAGCAAACUAAAAAGGUUACUUUUAUUCAAUGGCAUCCAACUGCUGAAUAUAUAUUGGCUGUUGGAGGUUUCGAUAGUUUCAUCAGUAUAUUGGACAUUGGACCUGACUGUGAUUCCAUGGACUCCUUUAUUGAUAUACCUGUUGGUGAGAAUCCAACUAACAUGGCUUGGAACUACGACGGAAGUCUUAUCGCCAUAACAACUAAAAUAGAUAGGAAAAUGGCUCUUCAAAUCGUCAACCCAAGAACUGGGGAAGUGUUACAGACAAACGAACAAUGCCAUCUUGGAACCAAACCGACUAAAGUUGUGUUCAUGAAAGGCGGUGCCAUUAUUACUGUGGGAGUAGACAAAAAUGCUAAUAGGUCGAUUGUCUUGUGGGACAAGAAAGAUAUUACGAAAGAGGUUGAUGAAAUCAGCAUUGGGAGUGGGAGUGCUAAUCCUGUUCCAUAUUUAGAUUUGGAACUGAAUGUCUUGUUCACAUAUGCAAAGGGCGAAUCUGUUGUUAAAUAUUAUGAAAUUGAAAACGAAAAAAAAUUCUAUUUCUUGGCUGCCCAUCCUGCUACCAGUAGUCAAAAGGGAGGGAGUUUUAUUCCGAAAUAUGCUGUUGAUCCAAAAUUAAAUGAAAUCGCAAGGUUCUACAAAUUGCAUGCGGAUAAAUGUGAGCCGAUCAGCUUCAUUGUACCAAGAAAAUCGGAAACAUUCCAGAAGGAUAUAUAUCCAGAAUGUAGCUCUAGUGAGCCGGCAAUGUCUUCCCAGGAAUGGGUUAAUGGAAAAAACCACAGUCCAUUGAAACACGAUUUUCAAACAGUGUACGACGGCAGCCAAUGUCAAACUCAAAAAAAAGAUGUAAGACCAAUGAGAAAAGCGCUACCGAAAAGAGAUGCAGGUGGUGCUGGGGAAAAUACAGAGAAAACAAGAAAUGCUCCAAGCUAUCAUCAUCAACAACAGGCGAAUAAUGGAAUUCCCGAGGGAAUUGACUUCCCAGAAUUGCUUGAGGACAUGAAGAAAGUCAAAGCAACUGUACGUAAACUGAACAAACGGGUCAACAAAUUAGAAGAGCAGUUGAAAAAAGCUGGAAUUAUACCAGAAGAAGAGGAAGAGUGAGAUUACCGAUGAUAAUACAAUGCUGGAUACAAAAAGCCAUGCUGCAAUUUAACCAAAAUAGAAUAUCUUUUCUACUACGACUUAGCAAUGUAAAGAUUGAUUAUCAAUAUCAUAUAAGAAUUUUUCACUUUGAUUAUCACAUAUAUUGUUUACUGCUUCAUCAGCCGCAUCCACAUAGUGGGUUGUACCGAAAACAUACAAUUUCAUCAAAGCAUGUGGAAUGUACAUCAAUUUACCAUUUGAUUCAACUUCAACGAAGUUUUCAUAACUGUAAUUCAUGUUAAGGCUACCUGCCACAGCAAAAAAAAGAGCAAAAUGUUAGGUAGGCUAUUGAUUAAUGAAUAGCUAAUCAAAAACAAGUGGACUGUGUGUUAAAUCUUGGAACGUUUAUACAUAUAUAUGGAUCAGAAACUGCCUUUAGCUGCUGAUUUGCAGUAUGUAGCAAAAAUAUAAUCAAUUUCCAAUUUAUAACAUUCUUUAUCGUCCAUCGCAAUUGAACAAUUUUUUGAGUUAGGGUUCAGAGUAUAUAUAUAUAGUACCUUUCUGCGGAAAUAUAACCAGUGUUUUUUUUUUCUACAAUAUAUAGUACAGAAUAAUAAUGAGUCUUUUGCAGCCAAUCAAUGAAUAUGUCAAAAUGCAUUUAUUAUCAAUUUUGAAAUUAGACCGAUGACGGAUUUUUUGUGAUAAAAGAUCAGGCAUAUUGAUACUUUUAAAAUAUUUGGUAUUUUAUUGCAAACAGAAUAUCGAUUAAAUAUCUUCUUAUACUAAAAUUUAUUCGAUAUGAACUGUUAAGGGUUGAAUUCACGGAAUUGUAAAGUUAUUUAUGAAUUUUUAUGAGGUCCAGAAUUAUACAUUUGAAGAAGACUUUGUUACUGUUAUUAUAAGUCGAAGCAAUUGAGUAAAAGUUAGCAAAAUUGUAAAUAACAUAUCAUCAUCGGUACUAUGGUCUGUGUCUAAGCAUUGAGAACAAUUUUGCCUCCUUUUUUUGCAUGUUAUAUAUAAUCGGAUGUAUAUAGACAUUGAGUCGCAAUGGCACACUCCAACAACAAAAAGAUGACCGAUUUUACCCCAUCAUUUUUCAGAAUAACGGUUAUAUAGCAUGCAGAUCUCUACAUUUGCAUAUUAGUUUGGAUGCCCACAAUGUCACCCCAUUACUGAUGUGUUGUCGUGCUAUUAGCUUGGAUGCCCACAAGGGUGCCUCAUUACUGAUGUAUUGUUUAUGUUCUACAUGUAUCUCAUUUGUUUUUGAAUUUCUGACAUUCAUUUCCAUGUGUGGCUUUCCUGACUAAUUAAUUAUAAGUUCCUUGUAUUUAUUUUAAUUAAUCAUGAUGUAUCCUAGGCAUUAACUUUGCCAGACAUAAACUGAUUACCAUAUUUGCUAAGUUGACAAUCUGUUGUGUCAGAAAAACUUGAAUGAAUUUGCAACUGCAAAAAGUUUUGUCUCUGAUUUUGAAUAUUAAAAGUGAGCUUGGUACUUA